CCCGGAAAGCCCUCCGCCGCCAUUUCAGGCAGCAGCAGCGUGUUGCUCGUUCUCCGCGCCACAUUCAUGGGCCGCAGCGUCGCUGUUUUCUUUUAAAUUCGAGAUCGUUUGUCUGUAGUUGUUAGUGUUUUUAGUUCAGAACACAGGUUGGUAAAGUAAAGAUGAGCUACGGCCGCCCUCCGCCCGACGUCGAGGGCAUGACUUCGCUGAAAGUGGACAACUUGACGUACCGCACGUCGCCCGAGACUCUGCGCCGCGUCUUUGAGAAAUACGGACGCGUCGGAGAUGUGUACAUCCCACGGGACCGCUACACCAAGGAGAGCCGCGGCUUCGCCUUCGUCCGUUUCCACGACAAGAGGGACGCGGAGGACGCAAUGGACGCGAUGGACGGCGCGAUCCUGGACGGGCGCGAACUGCGGGUGCAGAUGGCGCGCUAUGGCCGCCCGCCCGAUUCCCUGUACGGCCGCCGCGGAGGCCCACCACGCAGAUACGGUGGCUACGGACGGAGAAGUCGCAGCCGCAGCCCUCGUCGCAGGAGACACAGCCGCUCCAGGAGCAGGAGCCGCUCUCGCUCCCGAAGCAGAUCCCGCUACAGCAGGUCGAGGUCCAGAUCCAGGUCCUACUCUCGUUCCCGAUCUCGCUCAAAGAGCCGCACGCCGCGUCGCAGCAAGUCCAAAUCGGCGUCCAGAUCCCGCUCGAGAUCCAAGUCUAAGUCUCGCUCCAGAAGUCGCAGCCCUCGAUCAAACAGGGGGUCCAAGUCGAGAUCCAGAUCCAGGAGCCGAGCCAAAUCUCCUGAGGGGAACGGACCUGCUCAGGAGUCAUGAACCCAAGCCUAGGUAAGCAGAGGCAAUUGGGUAAAUAUGGUGGCCCAGGUUUUUUUUGUCCAUAAUCAAGAAUGUGUUCCAACCUGAACAGACCUUAACUUGUAGUUACAUGUUUCAAAUAGUUAUUGCUGAUUUUAUAGUACACUAAAUUACUGGAAUGCAGUGCAUAUUUUCCAAAAUGGCUGCAAGUCGCAGUGCACGGUCACUACAUAUAGGCAGUUUAAUAAGUGCCAGACGAAAUGGGGGAGAAUCUCCCACGGACAUGUCUAGAUAAGGUGUAUUUAAGAAUAUACACGCAUAAGAGACAAUGCUACGCCAAGCAUUUCAACUUAAAUGUCAGUUUGUCAGCCUGUUAUCGGCAACUUUGGGGAACAAACACAUUAGCAAGAAUAAGAAGGAAUGCAUGAUUUAGAUGUCUUUUAAUGCAUAUCCUGUAACUGGUCUGGAGCAGUUGAAGGUAAAGCAGUAAGUAUUUCUUUAUUUGAAAACAAUGGAUAAUGGGUGGUAAAUCUUUCAUCUAAAUGUGGAAUUCUUUCCUCCAAGCUGCUGAUUCCUGUUUGCAAAAGAGGAGUUUGGGGGCAGUUUGAGAGCAGUUAGUGUGUGAUCCGACCAUUGGCUGCCUGCUGCUGGUUGGCGGUUGCUAUGGAGCAGGUCGGUCUCAUUGAGUGUUGAGGUGGUGUUGAGGUACGUUCGAAGGACUAUGGACUGAGGCCUUUUUCAUCAUCCUUCUCAUACGCCCAUGUCUAUCGUUGCAUAGACAAAAGCAGGAUGGAAAGGGGGUGGUUUCUCAAAGCUUGUUUAAGGAGUCAGCAACCAGCAUUUUUUGACAGUUUUUGUUUUCCCAGUGAAAGUAUUAGGCAGUUACUUGCUAAGUGUUUUGUGCGUUGGUAUGCUGACAUCUUAAAGUUGCUUUUGGAAAUGCAUACCCCACCCCCAGGUUUGUUGGUUUAUUUACUUGAGGUUGCCUGACACCAAUUGAGGUGUACGCAUAAACUUAUGCAACUUGCCAGAAGCUUGUUGCUGUGUGGAAGUUUUUUUUUUUUUUUUUUUUUUUUUUUUUUUUUUUUUUUUUAUUGAAGGUCACCAAAAGUGAGCAUUGCUUAACAAGCAACUCACUUUUAUGGAGAUGUACAAGCCACAAUUUGCUUGUAUAACUAUCAUCUACUUCUGUGUUCCUUAAAGCUCACUAACUCUUUUCUUUCCUAGAUAAUCUCAGAUGAUUGAGACUACAGAGAGCAUCGCUUCAAAUGGAGACGUCUGCGGAUUUCUAAAUUCACCUGAUCAGAUUGAAAGGUUAUUGUAACUUGGUCUACAUCUUUUAAAUGAUUUUUUUUUUUUGUCAGUUGUCCAGAAUUUUCUGUAUCAAAUAUUUUGAAGUUUGUGGUCAUAUUGAAUAUUUACAUAUAAAUGGGAUUCUUAGGUGAAAACGUUUUUCAUUUUUUGCUAGUUUUUUGCAUUUGUUUAGUACUUCAUGUAAUUGAAUCUCCCAGACAAUAAAGUAAGUUCUUUUUAAUCACAACUCCUUAAUCCUUUUCUUUAACACCUUGUGUAUUCAAGUCUUGGAUAUAGUAAAUGAGUUCCUCUUUCUCUUUACUGUGUAGGCAAAUUUUGGCCAAGUAUUGAACUUAUGCAAGCCAAUCAAAUUUGAUUUGGACAAAAAUUAAAUACUUGUCAUGUAAAGUCAUACUUUUGUGGUUGCUGAGCAAACGUGUUUCUUUUGUGUGGUACUUACUAAGUUCACGGAAUUGUGAUUUUCUAAUAUUCUCUCUUGUGUAUCUUUUGUGCACUAGGCGCAGUUGCGCAGCAGUUGAGUAUUGCUGGUUAGCUGUUAAGGUGGCGUGUUGCAGUGCAGAGUGCUUGGCUGUUUCCAGUAUUCUCCUGAUUGCUCCUGUGUAACGGCUUGAUUUGACGGUUUUUAAGCUGCAGCAGAUCGUCUUUUUUUUAGAAUGGUCCUAUUCAGGUCUUUCUGUUGGGGGGUGGGGGGGCUGUUUUGUUUGACAUCUUGAGUCUGAUGCACAUUGGGAGGGAGAAUCCAUUUAUCACUCUUUCAAUAGCAACACUUGUCUAUCUGUGGAAGAAAUACUUAAUUGUAAGUUCCAUGUGAAUGCUAAUAAAUUUUUGUUAAUGCUUAA
This is a messenger RNA of Pygocentrus nattereri (red-bellied piranha), 2956 nucleotides long. RefSeq names its product serine and arginine rich splicing factor 2a (gene srsf2a). The coding region runs from base 162 to 824 and encodes 220 amino acids. The record is from RefSeq and is a predicted model, not a curated record. Lineage: Eukaryota; Metazoa; Chordata; Actinopteri; Characiformes; Serrasalmidae. Gene Ontology annotation, molecular function: RNA binding. The transcript has 2 exons.